Chara braunii is the source of this 959-nucleotide messenger RNA. The record is from the annotation of a GenBank genome assembly. Lineage: Eukaryota; Viridiplantae; Streptophyta; Charophyceae; Charales; Characeae.
ACGAACCCUGUGGUCCUUAGAGAGUUUGUCGGUGAGUUUUGCGGGUUGGUCUACGUGGUGAGGAGUGGGACUGUUCUGUCGUGCACCUAUCACCAUGGAUGAUUACCCGAUGUAUGGGUUGCUCGUGGGGUUCUCCCUUUGGGGGACCCUUUGGCGUUUCCCACUGGGAUUCUGGAACACAUUUUCGUGUAGGGUAGAGACACGUACAGGGAUGGGUACCACACCCUACACGGCCGAGCAGGAAGCCAAGGCUGCCGCCAUCCUGAAAGAGAGGAGAGAAAAGAAGGAGGCCAAGAAGAAGGCCUUACUGGAGGCACAGACGGCGAAGUUGAAGAAGAUAGAGGAGGAGAUGGCUAGAGAGAAGGAGAGGCUGAAGAAAGAAGAAGAAGCGAAGUUAAAGGAAGUGGAAGAGGAAGAAGAAGAAGAAGAAGUAGAAGAGGAGCCACUGGAGAGAGGAAGAAGAGGAAACAGAGGGGAGUCCAGUGAGUCAAAGGAAGACUUGAUGGAGAAGAAGAUUUCAGAGUGGGUUGCAGGAUUGACCCUGGGAGAGGAUGAGGAGGCGUUAAUGUAUGUGCCCAGGGACGAGCAGGAGGCGGUCGUGCAAGAAUGGGAAGCUGAAGAAGACCCACUCAAGCGGCAAGUGCUCAAAGAUAAGAAGAGGAUGGAGUGGAAGUUCCGCCUCACUAGGGAAAGGAAGAGAAGAAUGGAGGCGACAACAGAGGCGGCACAAGAGUUGGAAGAGAUUAGGAAGCAGAGGGAUCAGAUGGCGGUCCAAGUAGAUCUACUGGGGAAGGUUGAGAUCCUGGGCAAGAACGUGGAAGGCUUGGCAAAGGUCGAGGAGGAGCAACUUUUAUUUGGUAGAGGACAAGACAUUGUCGUGCGUUCGAUAUGAUCAGGACUUAGGGACUUCGCUCGAGAGUUGGCAAUGCAGGUGGGCUCGCAUGUGACAGCCCGCCUCG